UUCCCAUUUCUCAGCUCUCCGGCUCUGCCCUGCUGGUAUACGGCGAAGAGCAGAGCAGAUUAGGAUUAGGGUUUCGGAUCAAACCCUUAUCUUCCCUCCUCGUAGGGCUUCCCUCCUCCGAAGAUGGCGUCGUCGUCGUCAUCGGUGUGCAUAAACGAUUCUCUGAGGGACGACGAGCUCAGAGCUAUACUAUCGAGGCUUGAAACCGCCAAGGAGAAAGAAGUGUUCGGUCUGGUUUGCAAGCGUUGGCUCCGUUUGCAGAGCUCCGAGAGGCGCAAGCUCUGCGCCCGCGCCGGGCCCCACAUGCUCCGCAAGGUGGCCGCCCGAUUCAGCCGCCUCCACGAGCUUGAUCUCUCCCAGUCCGCGUCGCGCUCCUUCUACCCCGGCGUCACAGACUCCGAUCUCUCCUUCAUUGCCAACGCAUUCCCCUGCCUGCGUCUCCUCAACCUUCAGAAUUGCAAGAGUAUCACUGAUACUGGAAUGGCAGCUAUUGGGUGCGGUCUUUCUUCUCUACAAUUCUUAGAUGUAUCGUACUGUAGAAAGCUAACAGACAAGGGGUUGUCAGCUGUUGCCGAGGGCUGUUGUGACUUAAGAAGCGUGCAUCUCUCUGGUUGCAGAUCUGUUACUGAUGCAGUGUUGCGGACUUUUUCCAAGAACUGUCAUAACCUAGAAGCUUUAGGUUUGCAGGGAUGCACCAACAUAACAGACUCUGGGCUCAUUCUUCUUGUUGCCAGUUGUCAAAAGAUAAAGUACUUAGAUGUCAAUAAAUGCAGUAAUGUUGGAGAUGAGGGGAUAUCCAGUGUAUCCCAAGCUUGUUCAUAUUCUCUGAAGACGCUCAAGUUGUUAGAUUGCUAUAAAAUUGGAGACGAGUCUGUAUUAUCCUUGGCCAAAUUCUGUAAAAACCUAGAAACGCUCAUAAUUGGUGGUUGCCGAGAUGUAUCAGAUUUGUCCAUAAACUUAUUGGCCACUGCUUGUGGUCAAAGUCUCAAGAACCUUCGGAUGAAUUGCUGUGUAAAUGUUUCCGACUCUUCAUUGAAUUGCAUCCUCUCUCACUGCAGAAAUCUGGAGGCUCUUGACAUUGGGUGCUGUGAGGAGGUGACUGAUGCUGCUUUUCAGGGAUUAGGCAAUGACGGAUUUGAGUUAGUUUUGAAGGUUUUGAAGGUCAGUAACUGUCCAAAAAUAACAGUGGCUGGGAUAGGCCUACUUUUGGAUUUAUGCAACUCUCUAGAAUACCUUGAUGUGAGGUCUUGCCUGAAUGUCACAAAGGCAGGUUGCGAUGAGGCUGGAUUGCAGUUUCCCGGUCAUUGUAAAGUUAAUUUUUCUGGGAGUAUAACAGAACCAGACAUUCUACUAUGAAGCUAAGCUUGGAUGUCCGACGCCUCGAGAAUUCACUUCUGAUAAUAUGCUAUACAGCUAUGGUGGGCAAUGAACAUACUGGUUCAGUGCAAGAACCAGUGGGAUAUUGCUACUUUCGGCAUGUGCUCGUCCUUGUUAUGUAUAGGCUUCAGAUUUCUGGAACAUGUUGACCUGGUUUCAUGUUUGUCACAUAGAAGAAUUUGUUUAUUAGUCUGUACACUAUUGUUGGCUCUUUUUUCUGUAUCUGUUUUAUGUUGGUAAAUAAUCUUGUAAUUUACUCGCACAUGUUGAUCUCAUCUGGAUUCUGGGAUGAAUAUAUGAACCUGUGUCUUUGUAAA
Molecule: messenger RNA, 1694 nt
Organism: Rhododendron vialii
Lineage: Eukaryota; Viridiplantae; Streptophyta; Magnoliopsida; Ericales; Ericaceae
Exons: 2
Coding region: 124-1356 (410 amino acids)
Biological process (GO): SCF-dependent proteasomal ubiquitin-dependent protein catabolic process
Cellular component (GO): SCF ubiquitin ligase complex
Molecular function (GO): protein binding
Source: RefSeq, a predicted model, not a curated record